Carya illinoinensis is the source of this 789-nucleotide messenger RNA. Its product is annotated as small polypeptide DEVIL 13-like. The coding region runs from base 118 to 465 and encodes 115 amino acids. Gene Ontology annotation, biological process: negative regulation of cell population proliferation. NCBI's taxonomy places the organism in Eukaryota, Viridiplantae, Streptophyta, Magnoliopsida, Fagales, Juglandaceae. The record is from RefSeq and is a predicted model, not a curated record. The transcript has a single exon.
AAAUCUCUCCUACAGCACCUCUCUUUUUCUCUGCCCACUUCAGACAGAGGGAGACUCAUCCAUACAAAGAAGUCAAGGAGAGAAAAGAUCAGCUUCCUCAGAUUAUUGAGAAUUUACAUGGAUGAGAUAUGGAAGUUAUCAAAGAAGGAAGGUUCAAUUAGCCAUUCCUCAAUUCCUUCCAAGUCUGUAUUCUCAAGGAGUUCUUCAACAAAGAUCUCUUCUUGUAAUUCUCCAUUCACAAGGAGUUCUUCAACAAAGAGCUCUUCUUCAAAGUCCCCUCUCCUGAGGAGUUUUUCCCUGAAAAGUUCCUCUCCAAAGUGCACUCUUCCCCGGAGCUUCUCGCAAAAGAGCUCUUCCAUCAGCCGCAAAUGUAGUAGCUUAGCAAAGGAACAAAAGGCCAGGUUUUACAUCAUGAGGCGCUGCGUCGCCAUGCUUGUUUGUUGGAACAAGCAUGGCGAUUCUUGAUUGGAAGACAAGAAAAAGUAUAUGUCAUAGAUUUGAGUGCUCGCUGUUGCUUGCUCUUUUUCCUUCAUUUAUGCGAGAUGGGCAUUUGGGUUUUGUUCGAAAACUCAUAGAAAUUUUCUUGCCAUCUGAUCUAGAAAAGAUUAGUGUCAUAUUUCUUGAUUUUUCAUGUGCUUUACAUCCGAUCAAUUUAAUUGUAAUUACAGUCGAAUUAAUGAGCUAAAAGUGUUACACAUUGUAAGAAGAGAUCAUAUCAAAUGGAUUUCAUUAAUAACUUAAAGGUCCUUGAUUUGUAGUUUGUGGUUUCUGAUUGAUGGACUUCACUUA